GUUAAAAUUCAUUAAAUACAUCGAUGUUUUCUUUCUUUCCAGAUUCCGGAUCCGCAUUCCGAAUAAUUCGAAUAUCCGGAUUAUGCGAAUAAUACGGUUUUCAGUUCUCGGAUCGGAAUCGAUUUCGAAUAUCCGAAUACUUAGAAACCCUAAUGGAGAGAUUAUUGUAUUAACAAAAAAAAUUUGAAAAAUGACGUCUCUUUUCUAUUAUAUGAAAUAGAAAUUACGACUUUCCGUGCAAAGCGAGGUCCACCCCACCUUCCUCCUUGCCAAAAUCGUGCAUCCCAUGAAACAAGGGGGAGGUGGGGUGAAAAUUGACCAAAAUAUUUCUAUACCAUAUUUUUUUUUUGAGCAGUGUAUGGCUACGUUUCACCUAACGCUCGCGAGCAUCGUUCAUUCUUGUUUAAUAUUUAAUAAACAACAAAGAUAAAAUAAUUUCGCGAAUGUUGGGCGUUAAGUGGAACACACUAUAUAUAUGUAUAGCAGAAAUGAGACAUUAUUUUUUCAAAUUUUUUUUGUUAAUAACUUUUUAAUGAAUAAGACGAGCGACAGUUAAAACUUGUUGGAGGUUAUUUAAGGUCACGACCUUGACAACAUAUGUCAAGGUUAUUGCAGGCCUCGUUUUCUAUAUAUUUACCAUGAUAAUACUAAUCAGUGCGUAAAAAGAUUAUUCGUGGCGAAUAUUUUUUAAGAAAUAUAGAUUUUUAUUAUAAUUAUAAAUAAUGAUGAAGGUAAUUAUUCUUGUAUGUAUAAGAUAUCUUUGACCUUUCUCUUUACCAGAGUUUGUGUGUAAAGAGAACAUUCUUGUACCUUGAACCAUUCCCGAGAAAACAAUGACCGAUAGUGUACCUUGUCUGUAGAUGUGCACCCGCAUAUGCAAUUGUCAUGAAUACUAUAGCAGUUUAAGUUGAUUCGCGUCGCUUAUGAACUCCGGUUCAUAGACAGAUACUGUAUGUAGCGCUGCUAUUAAAUGACGAAGCGCAGUGAUCGUACUAUCUGCAAAGUCAGACAGUGAACGAAUCGUGGUCCGACACGCUGCUUGCUAUCGAGUGCAAACGAAUAAACAGAUAUCGGAAAAAUGCGGGAAUGCAUAUCCAUUCACAUAGGACAAGCGGGCGUGCAAAUGGGAAACGCCUGUUGGGAGCUUUAUUGUCUGGAGCAUGGUAUCCAUCCAGACGGACAAAUGCCGAGCGAUGUUACUGUGGGCUCCGGAGAUGAUUCCUUUAACGCGUUCUUUUCCGAAACUGGUUCAGGGAAGCAUGUCCCGCGAGCGGUUUUGGUCGAUCUCGAGCCAACGGUGGUAGAUGAAGUGCGCACGGGUACUUACAGACAAUUAUUCCAUCCGGAACAAAUGAUUACCGGGAAGGAAGAUGCAGCUAAUAAUUAUGCCAGGGGCCAUUAUACAAUAGGAAAAGAGAUCAUAGAUCUUACUUUGGACAGAAUACGCAGACUGACAGAGCAGUGCAAAGGCUUACAAGGCUUCUUAAUCUUCCAUUCUUUCGGCGGUGGCACAGGUUCCGGAUUCUCGAGUCUGCUUAUGGAACAACUGUCCGCAGAUUACCCGAAGAAAAGUAAACUGACUUUUAGUAUCUAUCCAGCCCCACAGGUAUCGACUGCAGUAGUGGAACCUUACAACGCAAUUCUGUACACUCAUCCGACGUUAGAGCAUAGCGAAGUGGCUUUCAUUGUAGAUAAUCAGGCCAUUUAUGAGUUAUGCAGGAGGAACUUAAAUAUUGAUCGACCGACUUAUACGAAUCUGAAUCGACUGAUUGGACAAAUAGUCUCAUCCAUCACCGCCAGUUUACGAUUCGAUGGUGCCCUGAAUGUCGACCUCACUGAAUUCCAAACGAAUUUAGUGCCUUAUCCACGUAUUCACUUUCCACUUGCUACGUAUGCUCCGGUUCUGUCAGCAGAGAAGGCUGGGCAUGAGAGAGUGACCGUCUCGGAAAUAACAAGCUCCUGCUUUGAACCGAAUCAUCAAAUGGUGAAUUGCGAUCCGCGCAUGGGAAAAUACAUGGCAGUAUGUUUGCUCUACAGAGGCGAUGUGGUACCAAAAGAUGUGAACGCGGCGAUCGCGAUGAUAAAACGCCAGAAGCAUGUGCAAUUCGUCGAAUGGUGCCCGACGGGAUUCAAGGUGGGAAUAAAUUAUCAACCACCCACCGUUGUACCAGGUGGAGAUCUCGCGCGGGUAGAAAGAGCUGUUUGCUGUCUCUGCAACACGACAGCGAUCGUGGAUGCAUGGGCCCGACUUGAUCACAAAUUUGAUCUCAUGUAUGCCAAGCGAGCUUUCGUACAUUGGUUCGUUGGGGAAGGCAUGGAGGAAGGUGAAUUCUCGGAAGCCCGGGAAGAUCUAGCCGCCUUGGAGCUCGAUUAUCGCGAGGUGCAAGAAGAUGCUGUUAACACCGAGGAAGAAGAGGAAUACUGAACUCGCCAUCAUUAUAAUAAUUUAUACUAUUAUAAUACAUGUUGUAUAACACAUUCUACCAUUACAUUAUUUUCGGACGAGUCUUUGAUUUACGUUACUUAUUAUCGUUAACGGUAUCCUUAUUUAAGAUGAAUUAUUGUAUCUGUAUAAAUAAAUUAUUUAUACAUUCUAGCCAA
Messenger RNA from Acromyrmex echinatior (Panamanian leafcutter ant), 2601 nucleotides. Its product is annotated as tubulin alpha-1 chain. Gene Ontology annotation, molecular function: structural constituent of cytoskeleton; GTP binding. Gene Ontology annotation, biological process: microtubule-based process. Lineage: Eukaryota; Metazoa; Arthropoda; Insecta; Hymenoptera; Formicidae. The record is from RefSeq and is a predicted model, not a curated record. Gene Ontology annotation, cellular component: microtubule.